AUGUUGGCCAGUUCCUUCAAGAGGAUGGCUCGCAACGCCGCAGCCGCAAGCAAAAGAACCCAAUCAAUCUCAAGGCAUCUCACGUCUAUGACCUCGGCGUCGUCCGAGUCUUCGGAGCAGCCCCCGGUUCUGUUCGAAAGCAAGCUUGCCAUGAGAAAAUAUACUCUGAACCGCCCGGAAAAACUCAAUGCCCUUGAUGAAUCCAUGCUUGACCUUCUACGACCAAAAAUCGAGGAGUGGAAUCAAUCAGAACUUUGUGGGUCCGUCGUCGGCAGCGGCGUCGGUCGUGGGUUUUGCGCUGGUGGUGAUGUCGUCAAUGUCGUCGAGAAUGCCGCGGAACCUAGCACACGACACAAAUCUAUAGAAUUCUUCCAGAAGGAGUUCGAAACGGAUUACAUUUUAGCAGCUCUGAAGAAGCCGUAUGUUGUUAUAAUGGAUGGCUUUACAAUGGGGGGCGGCGUGGGUCUUGCCGUGCACGCUCCUUUCAGAGUGUCCACAGAGAAGACCGUCUUCGCCAUGCCCGAGACAAAAAUUGGGUACUGUCCCGACGUCGGUGCCAGUUACUUCUUGUCCAGGCUUGACGGAGAGAUAGGCACAUAUCUCGGCCUCACAUCUCAGAUGCUGGGUGGUCGUGAUGUCUUUGAAUCCGGCUUGGCCACGCAUUAUAUCCCCUCGCGGCGCGUUCCCGUCCUCUUACAGCGACUGGAAGCUCUGGAAAGCCCUUCCCAUGAUGCAAUCAACAAUGUCAUCGAGGAGCUAUCGGAGGAACGGCAACCUAAUGAAUCCCUUCCUCGGUUGUCGGGUAACGUUCGAUCAGCUCUGGACUCUGCGUUUGGGCAUAACAAAGUGGAAGACAUCAUGAAAGACUUGGAGGCCUUUUCCAUGGAUGGAAAUACUGAAAUCCGAGCUUGGGCUGAAGAAACGCUUGCCGCGAUGAACAUGCGCAGCCCGACCAGCCUCAAGGUCGCACUUGAGGCCAUCCGAAAAGGGAAACAGUUGUCACUCCUCGAAGCCCUCAACAUGGAACUCAAAAUAGCCACCGCGUACUGCAAUGGAGCCAGUCCAGACUUCGCAACAGGCGUUCGGGCAGUACUCGUCGAAAAGAUCAAAACGCGGCCUGCUUGGUCGCCAUCUCGCCUCGAGGAUGUCUCACCAGCGGAUGUUGCAAAGUUCUUCUCCCGCGAUUCGGCGUAUCUAACUUCUGCACCGCGUUUGACACUUCCGGGCCAUCUCGCCACUACACUUUCGAAUCCUAUGCAAUAUGCAUUGCCAUCUGAGGAGGAGAUUGGUUCCGUUGUUCGUGGCUCUCACAAGUCAGGAGGUUCUAAGGGGCUACGUUUGGACGAGUUGAUCGCGAGAUUUGAAGACCUGCGCGGUGGUAAGAUGGGUGUUAAGGAGAAGGUCACGGAGGUUGCAAGUCGUAAGUGCGAGGUUGUUGAUAACGCCGAUGGUAACUUCGUAUGGCUCAAGUGGAAGUAUCCUGCGAAACGGAGCGCAUAA
Pleurotus ostreatus (oyster mushroom) is the source of this 1500-nucleotide messenger RNA. RefSeq lists its product as uncharacterized. Gene Ontology annotation, molecular function: 3-hydroxyisobutyryl-CoA hydrolase activity. The transcript is spliced from 8 exons. Bases 1 to 1500 code for a protein of 499 amino acids. The record is from RefSeq and is a predicted model, not a curated record. Gene Ontology annotation, cellular component: mitochondrion. Gene Ontology annotation, biological process: L-valine catabolic process. NCBI's taxonomy places the organism in Eukaryota, Fungi, Basidiomycota, Agaricomycetes, Agaricales, Pleurotaceae.